CGAUUGCCCACUCACCACGAUCGCCUCAUAUAUACAUUCAGUUGUACUACAAGUCUCAGUUGUACCGGGAUCGCCGCACUGUCAACGCAGUUGCGGACAACAACAACUUGUGGCCAAGGCACAGGCUCAACCUCCGACCCCGCUCCGUCUGCUCUUUGGCUGGCCAACGCCGGUAGCUCCCUUCCCUACCAAGCCUCAACCUGCUUUUGUACCCCUUGAAAAAACCCCUUGCUGUUCGUGCUGAUGACUUGGGAAGAAUAUGACCAACGAGAGGCACAAGAUAACUACUCAUCAUGCUCCGGGCCAAGCGCACCUAAACUGAGGAAGAGGCAGACAUCUUCUCUGCGAUCCCAAAACACAGCAAGUACCAGUGUUAUCGCUCUGAAAGAGUAUGAGACCCGUUUACGCUCCGUCUCCGACGCUGCUGCUCAAACCCCAUUUCUCUACGAUGCUCCCACCCCACCCACUGCCUCGUUCAUUGGAUCCAAGCCCCCCGAAGAGGAGAGCCAUGUCCAGGUCGACUUCUCCGUGUAUACGAAUGCUAUCUUUGGAUCUAACCACAGAUAUCCUGGCCUCGAUACCGUUGCUGACGAUAUAGCUCGAAGUGACGAGUUUUCUCGAUAUCGAAAGACAUAUCUUGAGCGAUACUGUGCCAAAAAGAAUGCGCCUUUAUCCUCGGAAGUGCCUGACCCUGACGUGGAUCUAAUGCGAUUGUUCAACUUUGUUGUUUGGAAAGCGCCAUCAUUCGGGUUUUCUCACCAAUAUGCUCACGAUAUCCAUUAUGGGAAACGUCCGGAAGAGCUUGGCACAGUGCGGCCGAAACACCCAAUCCCCCAACCUCGCUGUCUCGGUGUUGAAUGUGUCGCAAUAAAGAAUAAGGAGCUUGGUUUCGAGUUUUCGAAUUCAAUACUCGUUAUCGACUGCAACCCUAGUCUCGCUCCCCCCCCUCUCGUCGACUAUGGGUUUCCCCGGGCUGAAAGCGACACAGAGUACCUGUCUCGUAUUCCCGUGGAACCUCGCUACGAUCAUUCCCCUGGGGGGACGAAAAGACCUCGUGAUUUUAUACUCAUAGGCUCAGCUGCCACUCGCCGGCCAUCAAAACGUCGAAAACUGCGACAUCCGCCCUCCCCUGUGGCAUCCUCUCCCCUUCAUCCAAAUCUUACCCAGUAUGCUACGGAAGCCAUUUGCAUCCCUGGCAAUAGGCGUCAUGUUCUUGGUCUGCAUGUCGAAGGUGGAAUGUUACAGUUCUGGUACUUUGACCGUGCUGGUUCUGUCUCUUCGAGUGCGCUUAAUCUUGAGAAAGACGAACAUCAAAUUGUCGCUACUCUCCUUCAUCUCUCUCUCGCGAACAAAGCGUGCUUGGGCUACGAGUCCUUCUUCAAGCUGUCUAGUGAGAGGGGUGGCCGGAGAGAAUGGUGGACCGCUGAAGGCCAUGAGAUUGAGGUUGGAGGCGAGCACUUUAAACUUGCUGAUGUCGUCCAUUCAGCAUCAUCUUUAUAUGGGCGAGGAACUACAGUCUAUGGGGCCCAAAGGUUGCAUGGGCCUGAAAAUGAUCCCGCCAUACCCAAUUCGGUCAUUGUCAAGUGUGCUUGGCAGCCAAUAUUGAAACAUAAUGAAGAUGAGCUUUUUCGAAUCGCCCAUGCACGCGGAGUUGAAGGUAUCGCUAGACUCUACGGCUCUACCAUUGUUGGCCGACUCUCGGAAGGGACACGCGGUAGAUUGUGUGACCAGAGAUAUUAUCAGGAUCGCGAACUCCGUGUCCAGGUAAUGGGACCGCGUUGUGUACCACUUUACAAAGUCAAGGACCAUAAUCAUUUUAAGAUGGCGUUCAUAUCCUUGGUUCAAGCACAUCAUGAUUUGUACGAAAAAGCAGGUAUUCUGCACCGCGAUAUUAGUAUCAACAAUCUGAUGGUGGAUUGUGGUGAUCCCUGUAAAGGCAUCUUGAUUGAUCUGGACAUGGCGGCUCUUGACAGGGAUCCAGAUACCGACGUCCUUCUGGAUGUUCCUGCAUUACCGGGUGCAACUUUACCAUUUCGCUCUAUUGAGCUUUGUUACCCUGAUCCUCUUCCACGUACUCGGUAUCGACACGAUCUCGAAUCCUUUUUCUUCGUGCUAAUCUGGAUGGCACUGUACCGAACCAAAGAGUCGACUGAUAGUUAUUUUUCGCAGUGGAGUGCAGGAAAGUGGUCCGAGAUACGUAUGUACAAGCGGGGCUUCCUGAUACUCCCAUCAAUCGCAUACUUCCCAGAUUCCUUACCUCUGAAGGAGGAGUGGAUUUUACCCUUGUGGAAGGUGUUCAGUGAGGGAUACAUGGCCAAAAAUAGUCACUAUUCGGGUGCUCAGUCAACCGAGAAAGCCACAUUCGAGGAAGAAACACUAGAUUAUCACGUCUCGCAUAACAUUUACAUGAAGAUACUCAGAAGUUCGUAGCACAAAUUUCACCCCUCUAACGCUAUCAUGAAAUUUUCAUAAGUUAUGUAAUUCCCUGCGGUUCCGCGGU
Cantharellus anzutake is the source of this 2500-nucleotide messenger RNA. RefSeq lists its product as uncharacterized. Gene Ontology annotation, molecular function: protein kinase activity. The coding region runs from base 244 to 2430 and encodes 728 amino acids. The transcript has 3 exons. The record is from RefSeq and is a predicted model, not a curated record. NCBI's taxonomy places the organism in Eukaryota, Fungi, Basidiomycota, Agaricomycetes, Cantharellales, Hydnaceae. Gene Ontology annotation, biological process: protein phosphorylation.